Molecule: messenger RNA, 237 nt
Organism: Trichechus manatus latirostris (Florida manatee)
Lineage: Eukaryota; Metazoa; Chordata; Mammalia; Sirenia; Trichechidae
Gene: DEFB108B
Product: defensin beta 108B
Exons: 2
Coding region: 1-237 (78 amino acids)
Source: RefSeq, a predicted model, not a curated record
AUGGGGAUUGCUGUUCUCCUCUUCACCAUUUUCAUCUUUAUGAAUCAAGUUCUACCAGCCAGGGGCAAGUUCAAGGAGGUUUGUGAGCGUCCAAAUGGCUUCUGCCGGGAAUUUUGCAUUGAAACAGAAAUCCUCGUUGGCAAAUGUUUAGAUAGGCGACUAUGCUGCAUGCCCCUGUUGGAUCAACCAAAAGUAGAGAGUACUGAGAGUACUAAGAGUGCUGUACACAAGACUUGA